AUGGUGCCUGAAGUGUCUCUGGCGACCGCUAGUUACAUACUGAUUGAGGAGGAGAUCCCGGCUCUGGAUGAGAUCGUCGUGACCGAUCCUGGCGAGACGCCUGAAGAACCUCUGCCUAGUUGGUCUCGUCGAGUCAUGAAGAAAUGGCGACGCAUAAUAGGGCGAUUCAGAACAGCAUCCCAGAAAAGUAUCAUACCCGUUGAGCUCACUGAUGAUGGCGACCGAUUUAUCGAGUAUACAUGUAUGCGUUAUGUAUACGAUGAAAAGAAAGAUAGGUUUUGUCCUGCGGCGGACUCUACUGAUAUCACACCGGCGGAAUCAGAAAGACUGCUAGCCCUUGGUGGAUUAGACCAGACCGAAGCUAUCAGGAGGCGAGCCUUUAUCGGUCCUAAUGAGAUUGUUGUAGACGUACCACCGAUAUUCAAAUCUCUGGUUACUGAGUUCAGCAGUCUCUUUUAUGUGAUCCAGAGUAUGGGCUCGUGGACCUACCUUGGCUAUAGCGGUUGGAAUAUAGGUCUCAUAUGGUUUCUUAUGAUGAUCAUCACUGGUUGUGUAAAGGCACUUUUUAUCGUCCGAAGAGGUCAGAAGAAAGUGGCGGAACUUGCUCAUCAUUCCACUGACGUCUCGGUCUUGAGGAACUACGAGUGGUCGGUUAUACCAUCGUCUGAUGUCGCCCUCGGUGACAUCAUGGAAGUGGACGACGCAGAGAUCCCGUGCGAUGGGCAUAUCUUACUUGGGGCUGCUGUUGUUAACGAGUCUAUGCUCACUGGAGAGCCGAUGCCUGUACAAAAAAUUGCCAUGGAUUCGUCUGGCAGUGGCGACACUUCCUUCACAUCGAAGAGUUUGAUCCAUGCAGGUACGCUUUGUAUGGAGUCUACUGGCCCACAUGGGAAGGCUGUGAUGAUCGUCACGGCUGUUGGGGGCUCAACAACUAAGGGAAAGCUCAUCAGGAUGGUCAUGUUCCCCCAAUCAGUGAGGUUCAAAUACCACGACCAACUGCCAAUAGUCUAUGGCAUCAUGUUUGCCUACGCGAUGCUUAUAUCAAUUCUCUAUUUGGCUCUCACCCAUAUAGGCGAUUGGAUGGUUACGGUGCUGCAGAUUUUCCUAGUCCUGCUGCAAUCGCUGAAUCCUAUGCUACCAGUAGCGAUGGUUAUGGGUCAAACAGUAGCUGCCAAACGUUUACGUAAUCAUCAUAAAAUAUUCUGCCUUCAACCUGAGAGGAUACCAGUAGCCGGUAAGAUCUCUAUUAUGGUAUUCGAUAAGACCGGCACUAUCACUAAGGACGGGAUGGAACUGUCUGGGGUGAUCCCUGUCCGGAGAGGCAGUUUUGACAACCGUGUCGAUUUCGGUAAUCACUCCGCGAGCAGACUUCCUACAAACGUUAUUCAUGGUUUGGCUGCAUGUCACACAGUCAGACGACUCCGCGAUAAUCGUCUUGUCGGCAACCAGGUUGAGAUAGCAAUGCUCGAGAAAUGUGGGUGGUCUCUCUCUGUCGGAGGGGAUAAUACCUUUGUCACUUCACCUGAUGGCAGUAGCGUACUUGAAGUCCUCAGGCUGCUGCCUUUUGAUCAUGUUCGGAUGACCAGUGGUUGUGUGGUUCGCGAGCGUGAUACUGGACGUGUCCAGGUGUUGGUGAAGGGAUCGUAUGAGCGUAUGGGAGAGUUAUGUCACGUCGUACCGGCAGACUAUUCGGAACUGACUGACACGUUUGCGGCAUCGAAUAUGUAUGUACUGGCAUUGGGUGUGCGGGAGAUCGGGGCUGAUAUGGUGGAGGAGGUGUUGACUAUGAGUAGGACAGAGAUUGAGAACUCGUUGACAUUGCUGGCCCUGCUGCUCUUCAAAAAUGAGGUUAAGCCGGAUAGUGCAUUGGCUAUCAGUAUGCUACGGGAAGGGGAUAUUCGCAGUGUGGUGUGUACCGGUGAUAAUCCAUUGACUGCCAUUGGUAUAUCUAAGGAGGUUGGUAUAAUAGAUGAUACCAAACCCGUAUUACUUGCUCAUAUCGUUACCAAUGAUAAAGGAGGAUCAUCUCUGGUGUGGUCUGAUCCCGAGUCAGGUGACGAGAUGACGCCAGUGAAAGGAGUCCAUCAGUUAGUGGUAACCCGUGGGGCGUGGAGGUAUCUCUACUAUGAGCAACCUGACGAGUUGGAGGAGUAUUGGUACGAUAUACUGGUGUACGCUCGGAUGAAACCGUCUGAUAAAGUAUCGGUCGUUAAAUGGUAUCAAUCACAUAAAUUGGUAGUUGGCAUGUGUGGUGAUGGUGGUAACGAUUGUGGUGCCUUACGUGCCGCCCAUGCUGCAAUGGCAUUAUCCCAGGCUGAGGCCUCAAUGGUGUCACCCUUCAGCUCAUGCCGUGAUGGUUGUAGCCUCAUUACUGUAGUGGACCUUAUACGUGAAGGUAGGGCAUGUCUAGCUACUAACCUGGCUACUUACUCCUACUACAUCGUAUAUGCUCUCAUACUCACCCUUGGGCGCCUCUUCAUCACUAUCAUUGGUAACUUCAACAUCGGUGAGUGGAUUUUCAUAAUGACCGAUAUCCUACUUGGUGUAUUCAUGGUAUGGACGGCGACGCUGUCGGGACCAGCCCGCCGUCUAGCCAAGUUCCGACCAACCGCUUCGCUACUGGGCUGGCGUACCAUUCUGUCCUGUGUGGUACCUGCCUGUAUCGCCAUUGGGGCGCUCGUAAUCUCGUAUGCAGUCCUGUGGUCGCCAUUAAAUACCCAGUGGUACCUCAAGAGUUGA
Messenger RNA from Perkinsus marinus ATCC 50983, 2739 nucleotides. Its product is annotated as Sodium/potassium-transporting ATPase alpha-1 chain precursor, putative. Lineage: Eukaryota; Perkinsozoa; Perkinsida; Perkinsidae. The coding region runs from base 1 to 2739 and encodes 912 amino acids. The record is from RefSeq and is a predicted model, not a curated record. Gene Ontology annotation, cellular component: membrane. Gene Ontology annotation, molecular function: ATP hydrolysis activity; P-type transmembrane transporter activity; ATP binding. The transcript is spliced from 3 exons.